GUUGCAGCCUCACCAACCUCAUCAUCAACCAGACUCCGACUCCCCAACGAUACCAUCCCCCAUUACGGCCACCACCUUUUGAUUAAUUGUACAGACACGAGAGUUGCACAGAGGAUUCCGAAGAGUACGCCGCAAAGAUGGCCGCCAUGUUCAGCCAGAACCCCGUGAUGAACGGGCCAAACUACUCAUUCUCCGAUGCGCCCAGGACUGCCAACGGCGAAUUCAGAGAACACCGUUUCAACCCCUACUCCGACAACGGCGGUUCGACCCUGGCGAUCGCGGGCGCCGACUUCACCAUCGUCGCCGGCGAUACCCGUAGUACCUCCGGCUACAGCAUCAACUCAAGAUACACUCCCAAGGUGUUCAAGAUCGGCGGAACAACUUCUUCCCAGGACGAUGCUACCAUUCUUCUCUCCGUGGUAGGGUUCGCCGCCGACGGCGAGGCUCUGAGGGAUCGCCUCGACGCCAUCUGCAAGAUUUACCGGUAUCGCCAUGGCAAGCCCAUGAGCGUAACCGCCUGCGCGAAGCGUCUAUCGACUAUCCUAUACCAGAAGCGCUUCUUUCCGUACUACGUCCAUGCGAUCCUGGGCGGUCUGGACGAAGAAGGCAAGGGCGCCGUCUUCUCGUACGACCCCGUUGGCAGCUACGAGCGAGAGCAAUGCCGCGCUGGCGGUGCCGCAGCCAGUCUUAUCACUCCUUUCCUCGAUAACCAAGUCAACUUCAAGAACCAAUACGUUCCCGGCAGCGGCACCGGUCAUGAUCUCAAGGAGCGCGAAGUCGUCCCGUUGGUACGCCGGGAUGCUGAGAUUCUAGUCAAGGACGCGUUUGAUGGCGCAGUGGAGCGCCAUAUUGAGGUUGGUGAUGGGCUGCAGAUGAUGACAAUUACCAAAGACGGUAUCGAGGAGGUGCUUCUGCCGCUGAAGAGGGAUUAGAGCGUUCUGCCCAAGUGCAGAUGCAGGGACGUUGGGAGGGCAGGAACCCGUUUUCGCUGUAUAACAUAUGUGAGGCAUGGUAGUAAUUUCAUCGAACCGUUGAACGCUGUGUUAGGGUCCUGUUGCUGUGGGUCAUGGCGGCUGAGGAACGAUCAAAUUGAACUUCCGUCACGGAACUAUUCGGGUAAUAGAGGUCUUCGACAGCAGAACAGAACACAGCGAACCCUUGCCUCGGGAUCUAAGUUUCCAAACAUUUCGCAAAUAUCGGACAUGGACAAUCGGA
Sodiomyces alkalinus F11 is the source of this 1215-nucleotide messenger RNA. RefSeq names its product proteasome component C5. NCBI's taxonomy places the organism in Eukaryota, Fungi, Ascomycota, Sordariomycetes, Glomerellales, Plectosphaerellaceae. Gene Ontology annotation, cellular component: proteasome core complex. Bases 138 to 932 code for a protein of 264 amino acids. The record is from RefSeq and is a predicted model, not a curated record. The transcript has 2 exons.